UACAGGAGAUGACCAGAGACUGCGGACACAGUACAGGAGAUGACCAGAGACUGCGGACACAGUACAGGGGAUGACCAGAAACUGCGGAAACAGUACAGCGGAUGACCAGAGACUGCGGACACAGUACAGGAGAUGACCAGAGACUGCGGACACAGUAUAGGAGAUGGCCAGAGACUGCGGACAUAGUACAGGAGAUGGCCAGAGACUGCGGACACAGUACAGGAGAUGGCCAGAGACUGCGGACACAGUACAGGAGAUGACCAGAGACUGCAGACAGGGAAUGACCAGAGACUGCGGACACACUGCAGG
Staurois parvus is the source of this 309-nucleotide messenger RNA. Lineage: Eukaryota; Metazoa; Chordata; Amphibia; Anura; Ranidae. The record is from the annotation of a GenBank genome assembly.